AUGCUCGGUCGCCAAGUAUCAUCGGCCGCACGAGCGGCUGGCCGCACGGCACACGCUCUGCCUCGCACUCGCAACUACGCCACCGUCACAGAGUCUCCCGUCAGUACACCAGGUCGCGCUCACAAAGUCGUGGUGGUCGGCGGUGGCUCAGCUGGUAUGGCCAUCAGCCACCAGCUCUUACAGUCCGGCAAAUUCUCUCAGGACGACAUUGCGAUUGUCGAUCCCGCCGAAUGGCACCACUAUCAACCGGGCUGGACGUUGGUUGGCGGUGGUCUCAAGACCAAGGAGGAAUUGCGACGACCCCUCAGGGACCUGGCCGAUUCGAAGCUGAAGCUUUAUGCCGAUAGCGUGGCCGCUUUCUCCCCCGAGAACAAUGCUGUCACUCUCGGCAAUGGCGACAGUCUGAAUUACGAGCAGUUGAUCGUCGCUCCAGGCCUCGCCGUGAACUGGGGUGCGAUCAAGGGUCUGCCCGAAGCGCUCGCGGAUUCCACUGCUCCCGUCUCAUCUAUUUACGGAUAUGACUCUGUCAGCAAGGUUUUUGGUACCAUCAAGAAGCUCGAGAAGGGUAAUGCGAUCUUCACUCAACCAGCUGGAGUGAUCAAAUGUGCGGGUGCUCCGCAGAAGAUCAUGUGGCUCGCUUUGGAUCACUGGAAGCGUGCCGGUCUCUAUGACCCGGCCGACCCGGCUGGCUCGUCGAUCAAGAUCAAUUUUGCCACCGGUCUGCCCGUCAUGUUUGGUGUGCCCAAGUACAACAAGGCCUUGACUGCGCUGCAGCAGGAGCGCGGUGUGAAUGGUCUCUUCCAGCACGACUUGAUCUCCAUCGACGGAAACAAGGCCACCUUCGCCCGUCCUGACGGUCAAGAACAGGUCACCAAGACCUUCGACCUGCUCCACGUGGCCCCCAAGAUGGGCGCGCCGGCGUUUGUCAAGAACAGCGUGCUCGCAAACGAGGCUGGAUUUGUCGAUGUCGACGAUGCCACCACCCGCCACAAGAAGUAUGGCAAUGUUUGGUCCGCUGGAGAUGCCUCUUCCUUGCCGACUUCCAAGACCGCGGCUGCAGUGACCUCGCAGGCGCCCGUGCUCGUUCGUAACUUGCUGCAGACGAUGGAGGGCAAGCAGGCGGAUGCGCUGUACGAUGGAUACACCUCCUGCCCACUCCUGACCGAGUACGGCAAAGUGCUGCUUGCCGAGUUCAAGUACGGCGGUGAGCCCAAGGAGACGUUUGGUGACUGGUUCGGUAUUGACCAGGCCAAGCCUCGUCGUUCGUUCUACCAUCUGAAGAAGGAUUUCUUCCCCUGGGUGUACUUCAACGCCAUGGUGAAGGGCAACUGGGCUGGACCUAAGGGGUGGAUCAACUAG
This is a messenger RNA of Penicillium diatomitis, 1359 nucleotides long. RefSeq names its product NAD(P)/FAD-dependent oxidoreductase. The record is from RefSeq and is a predicted model, not a curated record. Lineage: Eukaryota; Fungi; Ascomycota; Eurotiomycetes; Eurotiales; Aspergillaceae. Gene Ontology annotation, molecular function: sulfide:quinone oxidoreductase activity; FAD binding. The transcript has a single exon. The coding region runs from base 1 to 1359 and encodes 452 amino acids. Gene Ontology annotation, cellular component: mitochondrion.